AAAUGAUUGGAUCCACCACACUGAAAACUAAACCGGAAGUGUACAGGUGAAUGUUUGGCAUCAUAACGCACAGGUAAAUCAAGGUCUGAGGAGGAGUCAAAAUGAAAGCUAGCUUCCUCACUGGAGAGGGACAUUUCAUGUAUCACAAAAGAUGAUAUCAAUCAAACACUUCAACUGAUUUUUGCACAAUGUACAAUAUUAGAAAGCUGAAGAGACUCUUCUCCACGUUUGGGAUAGUAAUAUGUCUGUUCCUUCUCAUCCACAUCAAUUUGCCCUGGAUGAAGGCAUUCUUCGGAUCAAAUCCACCCUUGAUUAUGAACAAUGCCAACAGAAAGUCUGCAGUAGUGAAAAAAUUGAUGGAGAUUAAAAAUGCUCAUGAUGUCAAUGCUGAUGACCUGUUCAAUCCACUAAAGGAAGUGAUUGGGGUUCCUCUUCGCAUGGAAGAAAUGUCUUUCGAAGAGAUACAGAAAAGUAGAUGGAUCAAUACCCAGAAAUAUUCUCCAAAUUCAUUGUUAGACUUUGUGCCCCCUGUUCCAAAAUUUUCAGUUUAUGAUGUUGUAUAUCAACUUAAAAAUGACAUUAUGCAAAAAUAUUUAGCUUUAGACAAGAGAAAGUAUGAAAAUCACAGCAUAGUGAUUUUAACACCUGUGCAUAAUAGUGAAAAUGAUCUGGUCCAGUAUGUUCAGUUGAUUAGAGAACUUGAUUAUCCAAAACACAAGCUUUCAAUUGUUUUCGGUGAAGAUGGUAGUGAGGACCAAACUUUACAAUUAGGAAAGGAUUUAUGUGCUGAACUUCAUAGAGAAGGAUUCCACAGAGCAGAAAUCUUCCAUUUUAACAUAACCGGUCAAAUUACUGGUGAUUGGAACGAGAUUCAUGACCAGGUGCAACAAUAUCAGCGUAGAAAGCAUCUUGCCAGAGCUCGAAAUCUGCUCCUUAAAGCUGGAUUAACAGACGAAGAAUAUGUGUUGUGGAUUGAUGCUGAUGUGGGAGUGCUUCCUAUGGAUUUAAUCCAACAGUUGAUCUUCGCAGACAAAGAUGUAGUUGCCCCAUGCUGUCUUUAUAAGAAAAGCGAAUACACAAAUGUCUAUGACAAAAAUACAUGGAGAGAGACAGAAUACUCUCUACAAGAGCAGAAGAAACUCAGCAAAUUUCAACUGGUUUUAGAGGGUUAUGGACCAACAAUUAGACUUUAUUUACCUCACUUGAGAGGAGAGGGCAGAGUGGUUCCCUUAGAUGGGGUGGGGGGCUGUAGUUUACUGGUCAAAGCAAAGUGCCAUAGGCAGGGACUUCACUUCCCUGAAGAAAUUUUUCAGAAUCAUAUAGAAACUGAGGGACUGUCCAAACUGGCCAAGAGCAAAGGCUUUGGGGUUUAUGGAAUGCCAUUUGUUGAAGUUUACCAUAAAUAAUGCAAUACAUGUGUUUCAAUAUCUCUGGUUGUUGAGUGAGGUUUUUUAAUAAGAAAAUUUGAACACAUCUAUUCAUAUACAUGCAUGUAUAUAUAUUUGCAAAAUGUUGUUUAUUUGUAAAAUAUAUAUUUUUUAGAAAGUCUUUAAGAACUAGUCUAGUUUUAUAGUCUUUUUACCAUGUUUACAUCAUUUAUAAACAACGGUUAAUCAACAUAUCAUUAUUUAAUCUGUUGGUGCAUUGUUUGUACAUGUAUAUUACAGUUUCCUUUGAACAUACAUGAACAUUCCAAGUUUUGUACAUAAUUGUUUUUGUUUUCAUGAGAAUAUGUACAUAUUCUAAAUUUAAAAAUUUAUGUCUUCCAAAAAUUUUCCCCAUAUCAAGUGAAAUUCCAUUAUCUUUUCAGACACUGCAUUCAGUUUAUUUUGUAUCUGUUCUAUUGAUUUAAUGUUAGCAAAAAUGUUAGAAGUGCUACAUAAUAAUAAAUAGACCACCUGCAAAACGUUAAGUUAAUUUAUCUGUGUAGGUUUUUAGUUUCACAUUGGGAUAUGACAUUAUACAUCUAUUUACAUCAAUUUGUAUGUUAUUGUUUGAACAAAAUAAAUACAUGUAGUACAUAUUCUUUAGUGAGACAUCUUCUUUUCUCUCAAUGAUAUUUGCUAAGACUAAAGCAUAGCAAAACAAAUUUUGAUUCAUCAUGUAUUUAGUGGUAUUCAAAUGAGAAUAAGUAUAUUUAUCAAUCUUGCUAGCACCAAGUAACUAUAAGUCAUGUAUAAAUUAUCUAUAACUCUCAUAAUUUAUAUAUAAGCUGUAAUAUCAUAACCC
Messenger RNA from Magallana angulata, 2229 nucleotides. RefSeq lists its product as uncharacterized. Lineage: Eukaryota; Metazoa; Mollusca; Bivalvia; Ostreida; Ostreidae. Gene Ontology annotation, molecular function: alpha-1,6-mannosyltransferase activity. The record is from RefSeq and is a predicted model, not a curated record. Gene Ontology annotation, cellular component: mannan polymerase complex. The coding region runs from base 189 to 1406 and encodes 405 amino acids. Gene Ontology annotation, biological process: protein N-linked glycosylation; cell wall mannoprotein biosynthetic process. The transcript has 2 exons.